Molecule: messenger RNA, 1299 nt
Organism: Plasmodium fragile
Lineage: Eukaryota; Apicomplexa; Aconoidasida; Haemosporida; Plasmodiidae
Exons: 1
Coding region: 1-1299 (432 amino acids)
Source: RefSeq, a predicted model, not a curated record
AUGAUUAGGCAUAGGCGGCCCGGAAGAUUGCCCGCCGCACGCCGCGGACCACGCGCCCCACGCGUGAAUCGCCGCACGAUCAUCGAGCUACAUCUAGAAGUGCUCAACGAAUGUGAAGCGACCGAGUGGGAACACGUCAAAGACGACUAUUGGCAGAUUGUCGUGCAGGCGUUUGCGCAGGAUUUGCUGCGGGACGACGACACGACUAACAGUAUCUUGGGUGUUUCUACGUCACACCAGGCUUUAUCAGGGCACAAUGUUUCAUCCACCCUCGAUCCACCCACUGACUCCGCCGGCACAGAUCCAUGUCCACCGAAUGCACAUGACUCCGAUCCAUGGCGUUGUAUGGAAUCCAUACAGUUAGCAACGGACACUUCUGCAUCUAACGAAGAUGAUCCAUGGAAUUGUAUGGAACACAUACAGUUAGCAACGGACCCUUGUCCACCACAUGACCCCGAUCCAUGGAGUUGUAUGGAACACGUACAGUCCGCAACGGACCCUUGUGCACCGCAUGAACACGACCCCGAUCCAUGGCGUUGUAUGGAAACCAUACAGUUAGAAACGGGCCCUUGUCCACCUAAUGACUGCGCUUCAUGCAGUUGUAUGGAACACGUACAGUCCGCAACGGACCCAUGUCCACCUAACACAGACGACCCCGAUGCAUGGAGUUGUAUGGAAACCAUACAGUUAGAACAACAAGAGACUCCUUCUUCCCCUCCAUCCCCUUACCCGGGGAAUGAAAAACGGGCCCCCGACCACACUAAUUGGAUUAACUGGAUUCACCGCAACAAACAUAUUCUGCGGGCGUGCACGACGCAGCCGUGGUUUCUGCAAUUAACAGCGGAUUGGAAACAAUACCUGCGCGAGCACAUGUCGGCAAACGCGGCUAACGCAGUAUCCGGGCGGCGUGACUUCGGUGCAGCCGCAACCAUGGACAGCAAGAAGCACGCAUGGAAAGAAUGCGUUGCAACACAACAUGACCUUAUGAAUACAUAUAGUGAGGAGGAGUGGUUUCAACAUUUGUUGAAUAAUGUAGAGGAGGACACGGUUACGGCAACAGGCGACAUACCUGGCGUGGGAAACGACUUAGAAGUGGACAAAGUAACGGCAGCAGCAAAUAUGCUACGAGUGAGCGAUGUACCACGCCGGCAACUGCUGCAGCAGCCAGCUCAUAUGACAAAACCGUUAACCGCUCAAACAUGGAUACUGAUCCUCGCAUUAGUCAUAGAACAGUGCGAGGUUGACAGCCGUUUGCAGCAGACGGAGUUAUAUGUAGAUGAUCUAUUGCAGCAACUGUGA